This is a messenger RNA of Sceloporus undulatus (fence lizard), 1062 nucleotides long. RefSeq names its product succinate receptor 1 (gene SUCNR1). Bases 1 to 1062 code for a protein of 353 amino acids. NCBI's taxonomy places the organism in Eukaryota, Metazoa, Chordata, Lepidosauria, Squamata, Phrynosomatidae. Gene Ontology annotation, molecular function: G protein-coupled receptor activity. Gene Ontology annotation, cellular component: plasma membrane. Gene Ontology annotation, biological process: G protein-coupled receptor signaling pathway. The record is from RefSeq and is a predicted model, not a curated record. The transcript is spliced from 2 exons.
AUGAGAGUGAUUUUCACUGAAGAAAUAACCAUGGAGAUGGGAUAUCCAAUCUCAUCUCUGUCAUCUCAUCAGGAUGUGAAUGAUUCUGCAGGAUGCUCAGAAAUACCUAAAGCCUUGGAAGAAUAUUACCUUACUACCAUGUAUGCCGUUGAGUUCAUAUUUGGCAUAAUUGGUAACAGCAUUGUUGUUUUUGGCUACAUUUUCUGCCUCAAAACUUGGAAAAGUUGCAACAUCUACCUGUUCAACCUAACAUUGUCAGACUUUGCAUUCCUAUGCACACUUCCAUGGCUGGUGUCAAGUUACUCCAAUGGAACAUGGCUCUAUGAGAAUACUUGGUGCCAGGCUAAUAGGUUUCUCCUACAUGGCAAUUUAUACACAAGCAUCCUUUUCCUUACCUUCAUCAGCAUUGACAGAUACCUGCUCAUGAAAUAUCCCUUCAGAAAUCACUUUCUGCAGAAGAGAAGCAUGGCCAUUGUUGUCUCAAUUGCUAUUUGGGUCUUGGUCAUAUUGGAACUGUCACCCAUGUUCAUCUUCAUCAGGGUUCAGAAUACAAGAAAAACCCAAAGUCUCUGUAUGGAUUAUGCAAAUUCAGGAGAUGCUGUCCAAAGUCUAAUCUACAGUAUGAUUUUGACAGUUGUUGGUUUUUUAAUCCCUCUAUACAUCAUGUGUUUUUUUUACAUGAAGACGCAUGCCUUCCUUAAAAGACACAGGUCACAAUUCACUGCUAGCCUGACACUUGAGAAACCUCUCACCUUAGUCAUUAUGGCUGUGGGUAUCUUUUCACUCCUCUUCACUCCCUACCACAUUAUGCGCAAUAUCAGGAUUGCAUCCCGGACUCCAUUUUGGAAGCUUUCCCCUUGUUCAAAGGAUAUUAUCAAUGUUGUUUACAUUUUUACAAGACCUAUUGCCUUUUCCAACAGUGUCAUUGACCCCAUCUUUUAUUUCUUAAUGGGAGAUCACUUUAGGGAGAUGUUGAUGAGUAAAAUACAGCGUUUCUUUAAAAGGAGUACAAUUUGCUGUGAAUGUUCCUCUCAGACAAAUGGAAAUCGCACAGAAGGUUGA